CACCUCUGGUCAUCGAUAGUUUGUCGGAGGAAAAAUGUCGCUUCUUCAAUCGACAGUUCCCGCCUUCUUUUCCCUUCUCCACUUCAAUCGCCCGAAACACUGUGAAGUACCUGAUUCUCCGAUCACAAUCCCUACUCCCCAAAAACCUCGGCAAAGCUCUAAGCUCUAUCUUCGCCUAUCAGCUUCUUCCGCUCAGCCUAAUUCGGAGCAAAACCCCAAUUCCGACCCUAAUCCAACCCCUAAAAAGAGAGGCCGUCCCCCCAAGCCUAAAGUCCCCCCGGAGACAUCCACAUCCUCUGGAUUGAGUGAUGACUUUCCGACAACGAUCCCCCGUAAGCCCCGGCGCGGGCGGCGGAGCGAGGCGGUGGCGGUCGAGGACUACGUUCGGGGGAGGCUGGAGCAGAUUUUUUCCUCCAUUAGAGAGCAUAAUGCUGAUGUUCUUGAGGGGAAAGAAGAAGUUUUGAAGCCGAGAGUUCAGGAGGCGGAGGAGGAUGGGGAGAAGGUGCACGUGGUGGAAGAGGAGGAUCCAAAGUGGCCGCUGGAUGCUGAUGUAGGAUGGGGUGUAAGAGCAUCGGAGUACUUCGAGAAGCAUCCAAUCAAGAAUGUGGUGGUGGAUGGCGUCGACAUUGAUUGGGAGGGGGAGAUGGAUGAAGGAUGGGUGCAAGAGAUUACUUGCUUGGAGUGGGAGAGCUUUGCUUUUCAUCCCAGCCCUCUUAUCGUUCUUGUCUUUGAACGUUACAAUAGGGCAGCUGAUAACUGGAAGCUUUUGAAGGAAUUAGAGAAGGCAGCCAAGGUGUACUGGAGUGCCAAAGAUCGUUUGCCCCCAAGGACUAUCAAGAUUGACAUGAACAUUGAGACCGACUUGGCUUAUGCUCUGAAAGUUAGAGAAUGUCCACAACUAUUGUUCUUAAAGGGAAACAGGAUUGUGUAUAGGGAAAAAGAAAUGAGAACAGCAGAUGAAUUAGUACAUAUGAUUGCUCAUUUCUAUUACAAUGCUAAGAGACCUUCAUGUGUUGAUCCAGCAGCAGUAGCCCCCUUUUAACUUUACUAAUGUGCUCUGAAAAGGCUUGUCGAUCCUAUAAAUAUUGCAGUUUUUUGUAUAAUUUGCUCUCUUCUUCUCCCAAAAGUCGGAUUUUAUAUGAUAAUAACAGGUAUACCACUUCUCAAUUGCAACAUGAUAUUAGCAAUUUUAUGCACUUUUAGUUCCUCUGAAAAGCAGUACAGUAAAUCAAUAAGAUUGGCUAUGUUUUCCUUUGCUUA
This is a messenger RNA of Dendrobium catenatum, 1260 nucleotides long. Its product is annotated as thioredoxin-like fold domain-containing protein MRL7 homolog, chloroplastic. Gene Ontology annotation, biological process: regulation of DNA-templated transcription; chloroplast organization; carbohydrate metabolic process. Gene Ontology annotation, cellular component: chloroplast stroma. The transcript has 4 exons. Gene Ontology annotation, molecular function: hydrolase activity, hydrolyzing O-glycosyl compounds. The coding region runs from base 35 to 1042 and encodes 335 amino acids. NCBI's taxonomy places the organism in Eukaryota, Viridiplantae, Streptophyta, Magnoliopsida, Asparagales, Orchidaceae. The record is from RefSeq and is a predicted model, not a curated record.